Molecule: messenger RNA, 2229 nt
Organism: Cannabis sativa
Lineage: Eukaryota; Viridiplantae; Streptophyta; Magnoliopsida; Rosales; Cannabaceae
Exons: 2
Coding region: 1-2229 (742 amino acids)
Molecular function (GO): zinc ion binding; nucleic acid binding
Source: RefSeq, a predicted model, not a curated record
AUGGCACCAAGUAAGAUUUGUGGUGAUUCUGAUGUGGAGGAUCUAUUUAAAGAGUUGUACAAAGUUAAAGAAGUGAUUCCUUUAUAUGUGUGCGUAAAAAAGAAUAAUGAUAAAGGAAAGACAAAGUUUGUCAAUGAUGAUGAUGGUGAUGGUAAUGAACUCACUGGUAAUGAUGUUGAAUUUGAUUGUGAUGAUGAUAUCAAGUUCCGAAUGAUCCAAGUUAUGUCCCGAAUGAAGAUAUACUUCAGAGUGGUGAAGGCAUCAUUGGUUCCAAUCCCACAAUUCGAUGAUAUUGUACAUGAGAGCGGUAACAAUGAACUUCAGGAAUGUGAUAAAGUAGUUGAAGAAAAUAAUGAUGUAAUUGAGAAUGACAUUGUAGUCGGAGGAGGUCAAAUUAUCCCUUAUCAACAUUAUGAUAUGUUUAUGGGAAAUGUUGCACAAUGUAAUAGAGAAGCAAGUCAGGAUAGUGGCAGACAUGAUGGAUCGAAUUUGAAAGUGGGUCAACACUUUGUGAGUAAGGAUGAAUUGAGUUAUUAUCUUAGCAUCAUUGCCAUUAAUGGGAGAUUUGAAAUGCGAACAACCAAAUCAAACAAGUCUAUAAAGGAGGUUCGUUGUGUCAGUGAAAAUUGCUUAUGGAGAGUGCGUGCUACGAAGAUGAAAGAUUCACAUUUCUUUGUCAUUCGACAAUAUCAUAGUCUUCAUAGUUGCUCAUUAAUGAACCGAAAUGCCAAUCAUAGACAAGCAUCCAGUCGCGUUAUUGGUUCUCGUGUACAGGGACACUUUAAGAAUAGUAAGGACCCACUUAACCCAAAAAGCCUUGCAGGAUUCAUGCGUGAGGAAAUGAAAGUUCAAGUUAGUUAUUGGAAAGCAUGGAAAGGAAAACAAUGGGCUCAAAAUUUGAUUAGAGGAACAGCUAAAGAAAAUUUUGCAUUGCUCCCUUCGUAUUGUCACAUGUUGAAGCGGGCAAAUCCAGGUACAGUUACUCACAUUGAACUUGAUUUAGAAAAUAAAUUCAAGUAUUUUUUUAUGGCUUUAGGUGUGGCCAUAAGAGGGUUCACUUACAUGAGAAAAGUAAUUGGUAUAGAUGCAGCUUGGAUCAAGACUAAGCAUAAAGGUGUGUUAUUAGUAGCAACUACACAAGAUAGUGAAUACCAUAGUUACCCCAUUGCAUGGGGUUUGGUUGACAGUGAGAAUAACACUUCAUGGACAUGGUUCUUAGAGAAGUUGAAGGACUUAAUACCUGAUAGCUCAGACUUAUGUUUUGUUUCUGAUAGACAUCAAAGUAUUGAACAUGCAGUUCGUCGUGUUUAUGUUAUGGCUUCUCAUGGGGCAUGUUAUUGGCAUGUAAAGCAAAAUAUAAAACACCGUUUCAAAAGUGCUGCUGGGACUAAAUUGUAUAAGAAAGCUGCAAUAGCGUACCGUAUCGAAGAGUUUAAUAAACACUUCGACCAACUUCGCAAAACAUAUCCACGUGUUGCUAAGUAUCUUGAGAAUGAUGUCAAGUUCAGUAAGUGGUCUAGAGCACAUUUUGUUGGUAACCGAUAUGAAGUCAUGACCACUAACAUAGUUGAGUCAGUGAACAAUAUGAUGCGAAAGGCCAGAGAGUAUCAAAUUAUUGCUAUGAUUGAUUUUAUCAUUAGCACGAUGGGACAAUGGUUUUUUGAACGUCGGCGGGAAGCAUGUGUAGUUACAACUCCAUUAACACCAAAGAGGGAAGAAAUAUUACGCAAGAGAUGGGAUGAAGCCGGUUCAUUGAUAACUCUCCAGUUAAAUGAGAAUGAGUACAAUGUGAUGUGUGGAGAACUCGAUGCAAUAGUAAAUUUAAGGUCAAAGAGUUGCACGUGCAAAGUUUUUGAUAUUGAGAAACUUCCAUGUAUCCAUGCAAUAGCAGCAGCAGGAAAGGCACAACCCCAAAAUACUGGGGAACUCAUAUAUUCUAUGUGUUCACAGUACUACACAUCAGAAUAUUGGUUGUUAGCAUAUGCUGAAACUAUUUAUCCUGUACCUCCAAACUCACAAUGGACUGACAUUCCUGAAGAUAUUCUUGCAGUACAAGUGAUAUCACCUCCUGAAGACAAGACUAUAGGAAGACCAAGAACCAAUCGCAUAGCUUCCAAAGGUGAAUUUCUUAAGAAACAAUAUAAUUGUGGAGCAUGUGGACAGUCAGGACAUAAUUCGCAAACAUGUCCACAAGUGCCAUCAGAUGGUAGAAGCACAACUCAUGUGUGA